Hyla sarda is the source of this 15649-nucleotide messenger RNA. It is a transcript of the gene MYCBP2, whose product is annotated as MYC binding protein 2. The record is from RefSeq and is a predicted model, not a curated record. Gene Ontology annotation, cellular component: nucleus. Bases 402 to 14768 code for a protein of 4788 amino acids. The transcript has 87 exons. Lineage: Eukaryota; Metazoa; Chordata; Amphibia; Anura; Hylidae.
UCAGUGUGUGAGGAGAGGGGAGAAAUAGCAGCAGGCACAUAAUGAAGCUAAGAUGGCAGCACUGAGUGUGCAGCUUUCAGUUGCGCGGCGCCUGAGGUGAAGCUGACCGGCAGAACCUGCGGAGCUGGCCGGCACUUUGUGAGGGAGAAGCGGAGCCUAGGACGCCGGAGAGGGGGCGCGCACACCUUGCUGCCCUCGCUGGCUGUGCGGGGAGGAUGGUGAAGGGCUCGGGGCGUGGGUUGACUUGGGGAUUGCGGUGAUUGUCGGUGAGAACACGUUUGUCAGCGGCCGGGCUGUACGUCCCAGAGCCGGGAGGAGCCGCUGAGGCCGGACGUGGCCCCCAGAUGCCCGGUUUGCAGUGACACGCACACACCGUCUACACACACACCGCACCGAGGAAGAUGAUGUGCGCAGCAACCGCACCCCCUCCUCCCGCCGCCGCCGCCGCCACGGCUGCCUCAUCCGGCCCGGGGGCCAACGGCUUCUUCCCUGUGCCCGCACCGUCAACCUCCUGCCCCGCACGGCUCACCAUGUCCGGGAGUGCAGAGCUCAGCUCCGGGCCUGACUGCAGGAGUCGCUACCAGCUGCUGCUAUCCGGCAAGGCCCUGGCUGACCGCUACCGGCAGAUCUACACUGCGGCGGUGAAUGACAGAGAGCAGCACACCGGACAGGCGGCCAGGAGUAAGAAAAUUCUAAGCAAGAAAAAAUUAAAAAGGAAGCAAAAGACCAAAUCAAAAGGGAAAUUAAGAAGCAAGGCUGACAACCUGGAAAAUGCUCUUUUCAUACCUGACCUCAAACUUCACAGCAACCCUUCAGCAUUCAAUGUAUAUUGCAAUGUUCGCCACUGUGUCUUGGAGUGGCAGAGAAAGGAAACAUCCCUUAUGGUAUCAUCUAAAAAUUCUGUACAGAGUGGGGAGUCUGACAGUGAUGAAGAGGAGGAAUCCAAAGAUCCACCAGUUAAGCUUCCAAAGAUAAUUGAAAUUGGUUUAUGUGAAGUUUUCGAGUUGAUAAAAGAAACAAGAUUUUCUCACCCGUCACUGUGUUUAAGGAGCUUGCAGGCACUACUCAAUAUUCUACAGGGUCAACAACCAGAGGGUCUACAGUCUGAACCCCCAGAAGUGUUAGAAUCUCUUCUCCAGCUUAUUUUGGAGAUUACAACUCGUAGUACAGGAGCCAAUGAUAGCACUGGACAGUCACUCACUGCACUUUCUUGUGCCUGCCUAUUUAGUCUGGUGGUUGCAUGGGGAGAAACGGGAAGAACCUUACAAGCCAUUUCGGCUAUUCUUACCAACAAUGGCAGCCAUGCUUGCCAAACCAUUCAGGUGCCAACAAUUUUAAACUCUCUACAGAGGAGUGUUCAAGCCGUUCUAGUGGGUAAAAUCCAGAUACAGGACUGGUUUACAAAUGGAAUAAAAAAGGCUGCUUUGAUGCAGAAAUGGUCUUUAAAAGAUGUUCCUGUGGAUGAUGAUGACCAGUGCCUCCUACAAAGUGAUGGCUUCUUCCUCUAUCUUUUAUGCAAAGAUGGCCUAUAUAAAAUUGGUUCAGGGUACAGUGGGACAGUGAGGGGCCAUAUUUACAAUUCCACUUCUCGUAUCAAAAGCAAAAAAGAGAAGAAUUCUUGGUUGGGUUAUGCUCAGGGUUACUUGCUUUACAGAGAUGUGAGCAAUCACAGUAUAACGGCCAUUAGGAUUAACCCUGAAACAUUGGAACAGGAUGGAACAGUCACUGUGCCAGAUUGUAAUGCCGAUGGACAGAACAUCCUCUUUACGGAUGGAGAAUUUGUCAACCAGAUUGCUGCUUCUAAAGAUGAUGGGUUUGUAGUUAGAAUAUUCGCAACCAGCACAGAGCCUGUGUUACAGCAAGAACUACAACUUAAACUGGCUCGAAAGUGUUUACAUGCUUGUGGCAUUUCACUAUUUGAUUUGGAGAAAGACUUGCACAUAAUAAGUACUGGUUUUGAUGAAGAAUUGGCUAUUCUUGGAGCUGGAAGAGAGUUUGCACUGAUGAAGACUUCUAGUGGAAAGGUUUAUUACACUGGAAAAUAUCAAAGCCUUGGAAUCAAGCAAGGUGGCCCCUCUUCUGGCAAAUGGGUGGAGCUGCCCAUAACAAAAUCUCCCAAGAUUGUCCAGUUCUCAGUUGGUCAUGAUGGGUCCCAUGCCUUACUCACUGCUGAAGAUGGGAGUGUGUUUUUCACAGGAACAGCUAGUAAAGGAGAAGAUGGGGAAUCAACAAAGAGCAGAAGACAGUCAAAACCAUACAAGCCAAAAAAGAUGAUCAAAAUGGAAGGGAAGUUUGUUCUUUCCACAUCGUGCAAUAAUGGGAGCAGUUGUGUCAUUACAAAGGAUGGUGAACUGUACAUGUUUGGAAAAGAUGCCAUUUAUUCUGACAGCUCAAAUUUGGUUACUGACCUGAAAGGGCACUUUGUUACUCAAGUAGCUAUGGGAAAAGCCCAUACAUGUGUUCUGUCCAAGAAGGGUGAAGUAUGGACAUUUGGAGUAAAUAACAAAGGACAAUGUGGAAGAGACACUGGAGCUCUAAGCCAAGCUGGAAAAGGAUUUGGUGUUGAAAAUAUGGCUACUGCGAUGGACGAAGACCUUGAAGAGGAAUUGGACGAGAAGGAUGAGAAAUCUGUUAUGUGUCCACCUCGAAUGCACAAGUGGAAGUUAGAGCAUUGCAUGGUUUGCACAGUUUGUGGAGACUGUACAGGAUAUGGAGCCAGCUGUGUUAGCAGUGGAAGGCCAGACCGCGUUCCAGGCGGAGUUUGUGGUUGUGGCUCUGGAGAGUCUGGCUGUGCAGUGUGUGGGUGUUGCAAGGCAUGUGCUAGAGAAUUGGAUGGCCAUGAUGCACGACAAAGAGGAAUCCUAGAUGCAGUGAAGGAGAUGAUUCCUUUGGAUCUCCUCCUAGGUAAAGCUGUCCCUGUUCCAGGUGUUAACAUCGAUGAGCACCUUCAAUUACGACAAGAAGACAAAAGACAAAGGGUUAACCGAAGACACAGAAUAGAUGAAGGAAGAGGAAAUAAUAAACCAAAUGGAAAUUUAGGCCCUUUUGUAUUUCCUGGUCCUAAUUUUAUGAACCACCGAGAGCAGGCUCUAGCCAGACUAAGAGCUCUACCAGCACAGCUAAAGCAUAAACGGGACAAGAAAAAAGAUGAAGGCAGAGAACAGGGAGAGAAGGAUGCCAGCAAAAUUACUACUUACCCCCCUGGAACAGUUCGCUUUGACAGUGAACUUCGGGCUGUUCAAGUCAGCUGUGGAUUCCAUCAUUCAGUGGUACUUAUGGAGAACGGUGACGUUUAUACUUUUGGCUACGGUCAACAUGGACAGCUGGGACACGGUGACGUUAGUUGUAGGGGAUGUCCUACCCUGGUACAGGCACUGCCAGGGCCAAGCACUCAAGUCACAGCUGGGAGCAAUCACACUGCGGUCCUAUUAAUGGAUGGGCAGGUGUUCACCUUUGGAAGUUUCUCUAAAGGACAGCUUGGAAGGCCAAUCCUAGACAUGCCUUACUGGAAUGCAAAGCCUGCUUCUAUGCCCAACAUUGGCGCCAAGUAUGGCAGAAAGGCAACGUGGGUUGGUGCAAGUGGAGACCAGACCUUCCUACGGAUAGAUGAAGCACUUAUAAACUCACAUGUGUUGGCUACGUCGGAAAUCUUUGCAAGUCGGCAUAUAAUUGGUCUAGUGCCAGCUUCUAUGACUGAGCCUCCACCAUUUAAAUGUCUUCUGAUCAAUAAAGUUGAUGGAAGCUGUUCUACAUUUAAUGAUUCUGAACAAGAAGAUCUUCAAGGUUUUGGGGUGUGCUUGGACCCUGUCCAUGAUGUGAUUUGGAGGUUUCAGACAAACACAAGGGAGUUGUGGUGUUAUAAUGCAGUCAUAGCAGACUCGAGACUUCCAUCAGCUCCUGACAUGCAAUUGAGGUGUAGCAUACUAAGCCCAGAGCUGGCUCUGCCUACUGGGCAAAAAGCAGUGACCACCCGAUCGCAUGCAGCAUUGCAUAUAUUAGGAUGUCUUGACACUCUGGCUGCAAUGCAAGACUUGAAGAUGGGUGUCUCAAGCACUGAAGAGGAAACUCAAUCUGUGUUGAAAGUUUAUUCGAAGGAAGAUUAUAGUGUUGUAAACAGAUUUGAAAGUCAUGGUGGUGGCUGGGGGUACUCAGCACAUUCUGUUGAAGCGAUUCGUUUCUGUGCUGACACAGACAUCCUCCUUGGAGGGCUUGGUCUUUUUGGUGGGAGAGGUGAAUACACUGCAAAAAUUAAGUUGUUUGAAUUGGGGUCUGAUGGAGGUGACCAUGAAACAGAUGGGGAUCUUCUAGCUGAGACUGAUGUUCUUGCAUAUGACUGUGCAGCCAGGGAGAAAUAUGCUAUGAUGUUUGAUGAGCCUGUCCUUCUCCAAGCUGGCUGGUGGUAUGUGGCUUGGGCACGUGUGUCUGGUCCUAGCAGUGACUGUGGCUCUCAUGGACAAGCUUCAAUUACAACAGAUGAUGGUGUUGUUUUCCAAUUCAAAAGCUCAAAGAAGUCAAAUAAUGGCACAGAUGUUAAUGCAGGUCAAAUACCCCAGUUGUUAUAUAGGUUGCCCACGAGUGACGGAAGUGCUGCCAAAGGAAAACAGCAAGUCAGUGAACCAGUGCAUAUUCUGAAGAGAUCAUUUGCACGAUCCGUUUCAAUGGAGUGUUUUGAAUCCUUGCUGAGUAUUUUGCACUGGAGUUGGACAACUUUGGUUCUAGGUGUAGAAGAGCUGAGAGGGUUGAAAGGCUUUCAGUACACAGCCACACUGCUGGAUUUGGAGAGACUGCGAUUUGUUGGGACUUGUUGUCUGCGACUAUUGAGAGUAUACACAUGUGAGAUAUACCCUAUAUCAGCUUCUACUAAACCAGUCAUAGAAGAAACAUCCAAAUUGGCUGAGUGCAUUGGAAAAACAAGAACUUUGCUAAGGAAAAUCCUUUCUGAGGGUGUGGAUAACUGCAUGAUGAAACUGGACAAUGAUCCCCAAGGUUAUCUGAGUCAACCAUUAAGCCUUCUGGAAGCAGUUCUUCAGGAGUGCCAUAACACCUUUACAGCUUGCUUCCAUUCCUUCUACCCCACACCUGCACUACAGUGGGCAUGUCUCUGUGAUUUACUAAACUGCUUGGAUCAGGACAUACAAGAAGCAAAUUUCAAAACAUCAAGCAGUCGUCUUCUAGCUGCAGUUAUGUCCGCUCUCUGCCAUACGUCUGUGAAGCUUACCUCAAUUUUUCCCAUUGCUUACGACGGUGAAGUUCUGCUACGGUCUAUCAUUAAGCAAGUCAGCACAGAAAAUGAUACUGCACUAGCGCACCGCUUCCCUCUGUUGGUAUCCUGCAUGGAAAAACUAAGUCAGAGUGAAGAAAAUGUUUUUGGAAUGACAAGCUUUCGAGAAGUUCUAGAAAAGAUGCUAGUUAUUGUUGUUCUACCUGUAAGGAACAGCCUACGCAGGGAGCAUGAACUCUUUUCUUCACACUUGGUAUCCAACACUUGUGGUCUUCUUGCUAGCAUUGUCAGUGAAUUAACAGCAUCUGCCCUUGGAUCAGAGGUUGAUGGGUUAAACUCUCUCCAUUCUGUUAAGUCCACUCCUAAUCGAUUCACAAAGACAAGCCAGGGUAGAAGCUGGAACACUGGAAAUGGCUCACCAGAUGCAAUCUGCUUCUCUGUGGAUAAACUCGGUGUGGUGGUUGUUGGCUUCUGUGUGUAUGGUGGAGGCGGAAUCCAUGAGUAUGAACUAGAGGUUUUGGUGGAUGAUAGUGACCACUCCGGUGAUGCAGGGCACUCUCAUAGGUGGACAUCACUAGAACUAGUGAAAGGCACUUACACAACUGAUGAUUCACCUAGUGAUAUUGCUGAAAUUAGGCUGGACAAAGCUGUGCCCUUAAAGGAGAACAUGAAAUAUUCAGUGCGCCUGAGAAAUUAUGGGAGCCGCACAGCUAAUGGGGAUGGAGGAAUGACCACAGUUCAAUGUCCAGAUGGAGUCACAUUUACAUUCAGUUCUUGCAGUUUGAGCAGCAAUGGUACAAACCAAACAAGAGGACAAAUCCCACAAGUAUUAUACUACAGGAGUGAGUAUGAUGGAGAUCUUCAGUCUCAACUUUUGAGUAAAGCCAAUGAAGAAGACAAAAACUGCAGCCGAGCACUUUCUGUGGUAAAUGCCGUAACAAGGGCUGCUAAGGACCUGCUGCACAGAGCCCUUGCUGUUGAUGUUGAUGACAUUCCAGAACUGCUUAGUUCUUCCAGUCUCUUUUCUAUGUUGCUCCCUCUUCUGAUAGCUUAUAUUGGACCAGUAGCAGCUGCAAUUCCAAAAGCUGCUGUGGAAGUUUUUGGCCUUGUGCAACAAUUACUACCAUCAGUUGCUAUUUUAAACCAGAAAUAUGCACCUCCUCUCUUCAAUCCUAAUCAAUCCACUGACAGCACAACUGGUAAUCAGCCCGAACAGCUCUCUGCAUGUACUACCUCCAAUCACUAUGCUGUAGUGGAAAGUGAACACCCAUACAAACCAGCCAGUGUAAUGCAAUAUAAGGUGUCUUUCCCAGAGUGUGUUAGAUGGAUAUCAGUGGAGUUUGACCCACAAUGUGGCACAGCACAGUCUGAAGAUGUUUUGCGCCUCAUGAUCCCUGGACGAAAUGCACAUAUCUCAGGUUUUGGACCAAAGUUUCCUAUUCAUGAAAGCCUUAAUUCCUGGGUUGAACUUAAGAAAUUUUCUGGCUCCUCUGGGUGGCCAUCUGCUGUCUUAAUAUUGCCAGGAAAUGAGGCUUUGUUCUCUCUUGAAACUGCAUCAGACUAUGUUAAAGAUGAAAAGGCAUGUUUUUACGGAUUUAAAGGUUUUGCUAUUGGAUAUGAAUUUAGUCCCGGAACUGAUGAGGGGAUUAUUCAGCUAGAGAAGGAAUUGGCUAACCUGGGAGGCAUAUGUGCUGCUGCUUUAAUGAAGAAAGAUCUUGCUCUCCCCAUCGGGAGUGAAUUAGAAGAAGACCUGGAAAUUGUUGAAGAGGCUGCUUUGCAGGUGUGCAAAACACAUUCUGGGAUUUUAGGUAAGGGCCUUGCACUUUCACAUUCGCCAACUAUUCUGGAGGCCCUAGAGGGAAAUCUUCCACUGCAGAUUCAAAGCAACGAGCAGUCCUUUCUAGAAGACUUCAUCACAUGUGUGCCUGGAUCAAGUGGUGGGCGGAUGGCAAGGUGGCUUCAACCAGACUCAUAUGCUGAUCCACAGAAAACUUCCUUAAUUCUUAAUAAAGAUGAUAUCCGGUGUGGCUGGCCCACUACAAUAACAGUACAAACAAAGGAUCAGUAUGGGGAUGUUGUUCAUGUACCAAAUAUGAAGGUGGAAGUGAAAGCUGUCCCUGUAUCGCAAAAAAAGACUUCCCUGCAGCAAGAGCAAAUAAAAAAACUUCCUCGGAUACCAGGCAGCCCAUCAUCUUCUGCAUCUUCAGCUACUGAUAUGACCUUUGGAGGCCUUCCACUGCCUAAACUUGAUGCUUCCUAUGAACCAAUGAUUGUGAAGGAAGCCCGUUACAUUGCAGUCACAAUGAUGAAGGCUUAUGAAAGUUACUCAUUUGAAGAACUACGCUAUGCCUCACCAAUGCCCAAAAGGCCAAGUGAAAAUAUGCUAAUUCGAGUGAACAAUGAUGGUACCUAUUGUGCAAACUGGACCCCGGGUGCUGUCGGCCUUUAUACUAUACAUGUUACCAUAGAUGGAAUAGAGAUCGAUGCAGGUUUAGAAGUCAAAGUAAAGGACCCCCCAAAAGGAAUGAUACCACCAGGGACACAGUUGGUAAAACCAAAAGCAGAGCCUCAGCCUAACAAGGUUCGUAAAUUUGUCGCCAAGGACAGUGCAGGGCUCCGAAUUCGUAGCCACCCUUCCCUUCAGAGUGAACAGAUAGGCGUAGUGAAGGUCAAUGGAACAAUCGCUUUUAUUGAUGAGAUCCACAAUGAUGAUGGUGUGUGGCUAAGGCUGAAUGAUGAGACAAUAAAGAAGUAUGUUCCUAACAUGAAUGGGUACAAUGAAGCUUGGUGCCUGUCUUUUAAUCAGCAUCUCGGCAAGAGUCUCCUGGCUCCUGUUGAUAAUAUCUUUUAUGCUAGCCAAGGAACCAGGGAAUUGGACUUUUUAUCUUGGACUUCUAAAACAUUUUUUUCUCAGGAUCAACUAGGAAAUACAGAGGAUAUCUUGAAAGACUUCAAUGUACUUUGUACACAAGAAAUGUCUAUGGGAGAAAAUGAAAUCUCAGUACUCAGGGGUGGGCCAGGAUUCUACAAGGUAGUGAAAACUGGGCCAUCCGGUCAUAACAUCAGAAGCUGCCCAAACCUAAGAGGUAUCCCAAUUGGAAUGUUAGUACUGGGAAACAAAGUCAAGGCUGUCGGCGAGGUGGUCAGUUCAGAAGGUACAUGGGUACAACUGGACAAGAACAGCAUGGUAGAAUUCUGUGAGAAUGAUGAAGGGGAGGCAUGGUCCUUGGCUAGAGAUGCUGGUGGCAAUCAAUAUCUCCGUCAUGAGGAUGAGCAAGUUUUGGAUCAGGGCUCUCAGACUCCACCUUCUAGCCCAUUUUCUCUUCAGAUAUUUCGCCGUACUGCAAGCGGAACCAUUGUGCCAGGGUUUGAUUAUAAUCUUGGAAAUAACAAAGGUGAUCAGCUGAGUGCCAUACUGAAUUCCAUUCAGUCACGGCCUAGUUUGCCAGCUCCUUCCAUCUUUGAUCAAGCUGCAAAACCUCCCUCUUCCCUAGUCCACAGCCCAUUUGUGUUCGGACAAUCCCCCUCCUUCCAGCAGCCUCAGCCUCCGCUUCAGAACCUCACACCAUCCAGCGUUUCUUCUCGCGAACCUAGUAGCAAAAGUAAAGCUGCUCCGUCAUCUGUUUUUUCACCUCUGUCUGUCAAAUCAAAGGAUGAAAGGUCUCAGUUUAAUGCUGCUGCCAAGCCUCCUGCUGUGAACAAACCAGACUUGCCUUCUAAACACAGAGUUGACAGCAAAUCCCCCAAGCCAGAUGGACGAGUCAGUCGUUCUAAUGCUGAUCAGAAGAAACCUCGAAAUAAUGAAGGAAUAACAGCAAGUGAAUCUCUGCUGUUGAAAUCUGAUGCUGCAAAACUGAGAUCUGAUUCCCACAGUCGAUCAUUGUCACCCAACCACAACACACUCCAGAUUCUAAAGAACUCAGAUGGAAAACAAUCUGGUCUCCGAUCAGAAUCCCCUGGACCUGGCUCCCGUUCUACAUCACCAAAGCCAAAGACUGUGCCUACAGGAAAGCCUAAUAUGUCUUGUGCUGGUGCAACACGUUCAGCAUCUCCACAAGAAAAAAAUCUACCUCAAAAAGCUGCAGGUCCUGCAAAGACUAAACUUGAACCACCACGUGAACGGUCCAAGUCUGAUUCUUACACUCUGGAUCCCGACACGCUGCGGAAAAAGAAAGUACCCUUUACAGAACCUUUAAGAGGGCGAUCAACUUCACCCAAACCAAAAAUGUCACAGAAAGAUGGUAAACCAUCUGGUGGCAGUGAAAAUCGAGCUCCUUCUCCCCAUGUUGUUCAAGAGAAUUUGCAUAGUGAGGUUGUUGAAGUAUGCUCCUCCAGUGCUUUAAAGACCAAUAGCAUUACAGACAGUACUUGUGAGGAUAACUCUGAGGUAAAAAGUGUUGAUGAUGGUGCGUCCAAAGUCCAUUUCAGUAUUGGAAAAGCUCCCCAAAAAGAAGAGCAAGAUACAAGAGCGUCUCCCAAAGUAAGCCGCAAAAGUGCUGGUAGGCAUGUUCGACCCAAAAAAGAGAGAACCAACUUUUUGUUUAAAGAAGCAUCAAGAUCUACUGAACCUGCAAAGGAAGCAAUGUCCCCGUCUGUGGCUGAAUGUGCAAGAGCUGUUUUUGCAGCUUUUCUUUGGCAUGAAGGCAUAGUCCAUGAUGCAAUGGCUUGUUCUUCUUUCCUAAAAUUUAAUCCAGACCUAUCCAAAGAGCAUGCUCCUAUAAGAAGCAGUCUUAACAGCCAACAACAUACAGAGGAAAAAGAAGUCAAGUUAAAGAAUAGACAUUCCAUUGAAAUAUCAUCUGCACUUAACAUGUUCCAUAUUUCUCCCCAUGGGCCUGAUAUAUCAAAAAUGGUCAGUAUUAAUAAGAACAAAGUCUUGUCAAUGCUUACAGAACGGACUCUGCAUGAGAAAUGUGAGGAUGGCAAGCAUGAGGCUUCUCAGUUUGAAGUAUCAAACCACCAUUCUACUAAAUCCAGACCCCCGCUUCCACUAACACUUCAGCAUCUUGUAGCCUUUUGGGAGGAUAUUUCAUUAGCCACCAUAAAAGCUGCAUCCCAGAAUAUGAUUUUCCCAAGCCCUGGGUCAUGUGCAGUUUUAAAGAAAAAAGAAGGCGAAAAGGAUAGCAAGAAAGCAAAGAAGGAGAAAAAGAAGAAAGAUAAAGCCGAAUCUAGGCCACGCGGUAAUCUUUUUGGAGAAAUGGCUCAAUUGGCAGUUGGCGGGCCUGAGAAAGACACAAUUUGUGAACUGUGUGGGGAAUCUCACCCAUAUCCAGUAACAUAUCACAUGCGCCAGGCACAUCCAGGCUGUGGACGUUAUGCUGGUGGUCAGGGAUAUAACAGCAUUGGACAUUUCUGUGGAGGCUGGGCAGGGAACUGUGGUGAUGGAGGAGUUGGUGGGAGUACUUGGUACUUAGUCUGUGAUCGUUGCAGAGAGAAAUAUCUCAGAGAAAAGCAGGCAGCGGUAAGGGAGAAGGUCAAACAAUCUAGACGAAAACCAGUGCAGGUGAAAACACCUCGAGCUUUACCCACCAUGGAGGCACAUCAAGUGAUUAAAGCCAAUGCACUCUUUCUACUGUCUUUAAGUAGUGCAGCAGAGCCAAGUAUUCUGUGCUACCACCCUCCAAAGCCAUUACUGUCCCAACUUCCAAGUGUAAAAGAGGGGAUUUCUGAGGACAUGCCUCCCAAAAUACAGUGCCUCUAUUUGCAGACACUAGCAAGACAUCACCAUGAGAACUUUGGUGGCUAUCAGGAUGACAAUCUCUUCCAGGACGAAAUGAGAUAUCUUCGAUCUACUUCAGUUCCUGCACCCUACAUAUCAGUUACUCCUGAUGCCUGCCCAAAUGUUUUUGAGGAACCAGAAAACAACAUGAAAUCAAUGCCUCCUAGCCUGGAAACAAGCCCUAUUACUGAUACAGACUCUGCUAAACGUACAGUCUUCCAAAGAUCCUACUCUGUUGUGGCCUCAGAAUAUGAUAAACAGCAUUCUGUCCUGCAACCACGGGUGAAGGCUAUUCCCAGACGAAGAGUAAACAGUGGCGAUGCUGAAGUUGGCUCCUCAUUGCUGAGACACCCUUCGCCAGAGCUAUCCCGCUUGAUCUCUGCCCACAGUUCACUUUCAAAAGGAGAGAGAAAUUUCCAGUGGCCGGUCUUGGCUUUUGUUAUCCAGCACCAUGACCUAGAAGGCCUUGAAAUUGCCAUGAAACAGGCACUAAGGAAAUCAGCUUGCCGUGUUUUUGCAAUGGAGGCUUUCAAUUGGCUGCUUUGCAAUGUAAUUCAGACAACAUCUCUUCAUGACAUAUUAUGGCAUUUUGUGGCAUCUCUCACUCCUGCACCCGUGGAGCCAGAAGAGGAGGAGGAUGAAGAAAAUAAGGCAAAUAAAGAGAAUGCAGAACAAGAAAAAGAUACAAGGGUGUGUGAACAUCCUCUUUCAGACAUAGUGAUUGCUGGAGAAGCUGCACACCCAUUGCCUGACACGUUUCAUCGUCUUCUGCAAACAAUUUCUGAUUUAAUGAUGUCUCUUCCUGGAGGUAGUGCUUUACAGCAGAUGGCACUAAGAUGCUGGAGUCUUAAGUUUAAGCAGUCUGAUCACCAAUUUCUUCACCAGAGCAACGUAUUUCACCACAUCAACAAUAUCCUUUCCAAGUCUGAUGAUGGAGAUAGUGAGGAGAGUUUCAACAUCAGUAUUCAGUCUGGCUUUGAAGCAAUGAACCAGGAACUUUGCUUAGUCACUGCCCUUAAAGAUAUGACUAGCAUUGUGGACAUUAAGACUUCUAGCAGACCAGCCAUGAUUGGAAGCUUAACAGAUGGGUCCACAGAAACCUUUUGGGAGUCAGGAGAUGAAGAUAAAAAUAAAACAAAGAGCAUCACAAUAAAUUGCGUCAAAGGCAUAAAUGCACGCUAUGUGUCAGUCCAUGUGGACAACUCUCGAGACUUAGGGAAUAAGGUCACGUCAAUGACCUUUUUGUGUGGCAAAAGCGUGGAAGACCUGUGUAGAAUUAAACAGACUGACUUGGAUUCCAGACACAUUGGAUGGGUGACAAGUGAGCUGCCAGGAGGGGAUAAUCACAUUCUGAAGAUAGAGAUGAAAGGCCCUGAGAACACACUGAGAGUGCGACAAGUCAAAGUACUCGGCUGGAAAGAUGGCGAAUCUAUCAAAAUAGCCGGGCAGAUUUCUGCUAGUGUGGCUCAGCAAAGGAACUGUGAAUCAGAGACACUGCGUGUGUUUAGGCUUAUAACUUCACAGGUAUUUGGCAAGCUGAUUUCUGGAGACGCUGAGCCCACGCCUGAGCAGGAGGAAAAAGCUCUCUUAUCCUCACCUGAAGGGGAAGAAAAGGCAACAUCCGAUGCCGACCUUAAGGAGCACAUGGUUGGUAUUAUUUUCAGCAGAAGUAAACUCACCAACUUACAAAAGCAGGUGUGUGCCCACAUAGUGCAAGCUAUCAGAAUGGAGGCAACACGUGUGCGUGAAGAGUGGGAGCAUGCUAUCUCCAGCAAAGAAAAUGCAAACUCUCAACCGAAUGAUGAAGAUGCCUCCUCGGAUGCAUACUGUUUUGAGCUUCUUUCCAUGGUGCUUGCGUUAAGUGGAUCUAAUGUUGGCAGGCAGUAUUUGGCUCAGCAGCUGACAUUACUACAAGAUCUUUUCCAUCUUUUACACACCGCUUCCCCAAGAGUCCAGCGACAAGUAACCUCAUUGCUUCGUCGUGUCUUACCUGAAGUAACUCCAUCUCGUCUUGCUAGUAUCAUAGGAGUAAAGUCUCUUCCACCCGCUGACAUCAGUGAUAUUAUCCACUCAACAGAGAAAGGAGACUGGAACAAGCUUGGCAUCUUGGAUAUGUUCUUAGGUUGCAUUGCUAAAGCUCUUACAGUUCAGCUGAAGGCUAAGGGAACACCGAUCACUGGCACAGCAGGAAUGAGUGCUGGGAAAGGGGUCACGACUGUCACUUUGCCAAUGAUUUUUAACUCCAGUUACCUAAGAAGAGGUGAAAGUCACUGGUGGAUGAAAGGCUCAACUCCAACUCAGAUUGCAGAAAUCAUCAUAAAAUUAAUCAAGGACAUGGCAGCAGGGCACCUUUCUGAGGCCUGGUCCCGUGUGACAAAAAAUGCAAUUGCAGAGACAAUCAUUGCACUGACAAAGAUGGAGGAAGAGUAUCGUUCCCCAGUGAGAUGUAUCGCAACCACAAGGCUAUGGUUGGCUGUAGCAUCAUUGUGUGUACUUGAUCAAGAUCAUGUGGACCGGUUAUCUUCUGGAAGAUGGAUGGGAAAAGACGGACAGCAAAAACAAAUGCCAAUGUGUGAUAAUCACGAUGAUGGGGAAACUGCGGCAAUCAUUUUGUGUAAUGCUUGUGGCAAUCUGUGUACCGACUGCGACCGCUUUCUCCACCUCCAUAGACGAACAAAAUCCCAUCAAAGACAGGUGUUCAAAGAGGAAGAAGAAGCAAUCAAAGUUGACCUUCAUGAGGGCUGUGGAAGGACCAAGUUAUUCUGGCUGAUGGCGCUAGCAGACUCUAAAACUAUGAAAGCAAUGGUUGAAUUCAGAGAACAAACUGGAAAGCCUGCUAGCAGUAGCUCUGAAACAUGCCGUUUUUGUGGUUCCAGAAACGGGACUGAGUUAUCAGCUGUGGGGAGCGUAUGCUCUGAUGCAGACUGUCAGGAAUAUGCUAAGACAGCUUGUAGCAAGACUCACCCAUGUGGCCAUCCUUGUGGGGGUGUGAAGAAUGAAGACCACUGCUUACCCUGUCUUCAUGGCUGUGAUAAAAAUGCAACAACUUUGAAACAAGAUGCAGAUGACAUGUGCAUGAUCUGCUUUACUGAAGCACUUUCAGCAGCUCCUGCUAUUCAGCUGGACUGCAGCCAUGUGUUCCACCUGCAAUGUUGUCGACGUGUCUUAGAAAACAGAUGGCUGGGGCCACGGAUAACCUUUGGUUUUAUGUCCUGUCCUAUCUGCAAGAACAAAAUAAAUCAUUCAGUGUUAAAAGAUCUUCUAGACCCAAUCCGAGACCUUUAUGAAGAUGUGAGAAGAAAGGCUUUGAUGAGGCUGGAAUAUGAAGGACUACACAAAAGUGAUGCAAUCACUACACCAGGAGUACGAUUUUACAACGACCCAGCCAGUUAUGCCAUGAACCGAUAUGCUUAUUAUGUCUGCUACAAAUGCAAAAAGGCAUAUUUUGGUGGGGAAGCACGUUGUGAUGCUGAGGCUGGCCAAGGAGACGACUAUGAUCCAAGAGAGCUGAUAUGUGGAGCAUGCUCAGAUGUGUCCAGGGCUCAGAUGUGUCCGAAACAUGGUACAGAUUUCCUAGAAUACAAGUGUCGAUACUGCUGCUCAGUGGCUGUAUUUUUCUGUUUUGGAACAACACAUUUUUGUAAUGCUUGCCAUGAUGACUUUCAGAGAAUGACCAGCAUACUUAAAGAAGAACUUCCACAUUGCCCUGCAGGUCCAAAAGGCAAACAGCUUGAAGGGACAGAGUGCCCUCUUCAUGUGGUCCACCCACCCACCGGAGAAGAGUUUGCCUUGGGCUGUGGAGUGUGCAGAAAUGCCCACACUUUUUAAAUGAGCUCACACUACUUUUCCAGUUUAUAUAUUUUUUUCCUUUGUUAAUUUUGCGAUGGACUAUAGCAGUCCGUCACGCCAGGCAGGUUCUGGACGACAGCAUCCGGUCAGGAUGGGACCACUUAAGAGUCUACGAACAAGGAAACAGGAAGGAGGCACCAGAUACAGCUGUGUAUUCUCAAUUCAUACUCUUCAUACCAAACUCAAUGUUUUGUAUUUCUUAAACUGAUAGCUACUUGUGAGGUGCUUGCAUGUGGUCAUUACAUAAAGCACCACUGACAAGGCACCAGAUGUGUAUAAAUGCUUGGAUACACAGCAUAUAAAAAGGCUCUCCAUAUCAAGGAUAUAUAAAUAUAUGUAUACAGUAUAUGUAUGAUCAGAAGAAAAGUUACAGUAAUGAGCACUGACUUUCCAAUAGCCCUGUACACACAUACCUGCAUCUUGCGGAAAAAGAGGAGUAUAUAUGUUUAUCUUCUAGACUGUUAAUAAAACUCUCUGGUUGCUGGAGAGGACUGCAAUGUGCUCAGCAGAGAAGAAAGACAUUGCGUUCGGAGGGCACAUAACAUAACAAGGUAUAAAAGUUGUAACAAAUGCUGUACAUAGUACAUAAAGAUAUCAAUGUUUGUCCUGUAUAAGAUUUACUACAUUACAAAGGCAGUUUCAUUUAACUUUCUGGGUUAUGUUUGAGCCUGAAAUUUUAAUGAAGUGCAAUACUGAGUGUGCCUCAUAUCUUUGCAGAUGUAAACUUUAUGGAAUGUACAUGUCAAUAAAGCCACUGUACAUUUUUAUACAGUGACAGUCUGGUGAAUGUUUAGGAUCUUAUUUAAGAGGAAUGGCUUUUAAAAAGAAAAAAUAAAGAAUUAAAUCAUAUUUGUAAAGUC